UAUUACAGUAAAUCCAAUCCUUCCCUUUCCAAAUUUUCGUCAUAUCCGUACUUCCUAAUUCCUAGUUUCCCUAACUUUUAAUCCCAUUACAACUUGACAUUGGCUAAUGUAACAAAAGCCAGAACAAAAAAAAAAAAAAAGUGUCAGAUGUGAUGUGACGUUUGACGUUCAAUUCAAGUGAAUAUUUUGGUUUCCCGACUUUCCCGUAUGGAGUGUGGAUUGAACCUCCACCUUCCAUAGUUUCCCGUUUUCCUUUCCUGUGUAACUCAAGAUUCACUAAAAAAUAUAAGAUUCUUAUGCAAAUAAAUAUAGCAAGGAAAAUGCUUCGGAGAGCUAGGCCAUUGCUGUGUGCGAUCCACGCUCAACAUAAUAAUAUGUAUUGUUUACGCAAUAUCCAGACAUCACCUGCGCCACAAGAGGGAAUUGUGAUCAGUGAGAGCUGCGUCCAAAAAUUAAAACAGCUUUGUGAUGCUGAGAAGAGUUUCUUAAGGGUGUGCGUAGAAAGCGGAGGCUGCUCGGGAUUCCAGUACAAAUUUGAUUUGGAUACUAAACUUCAAGAUGAUGACAGAGUAUUCGAGAAAGAUGGAGUCAAGGUGGUAAUAGAUGAUACAUCACUUGAAUACAUCAAAGGAUCCACAAUUGACUAUCACACUGAACUAAUCCGGGCAGCAUUUAGAGUGGUUCAGAAUCCUAAUGCUGAUUUGGGCUGCUCAUGCGGGGCAAGUUUUUCAAUCAAAAUCGAUUAAAGGUAACUAGAAUUAAAAAGCUAAAGUAACUAGAAAAAAUAGGUGGUAAAGAUUAGAAUAAAUAGGUGACAUUUGUACCUUAAAAAAUAUAUACUCAAUACAAACACUAUAUAGCAAAGAGUUAUUGUUAUUCUGUUAUCGACAACCGGUUUAGCCUAGUGGUUAGUGACCCUGCCUAGGAAGCUGAUGGUCCCGGGUUCAAAUCCUGGUAAGGCCAUUUAUUUGUGUGAUGAGCAUGGAUAUUUGCUCCUGAGCCAUGGCUGUUUUCUAUGUAUUUAAGUAUGUAUAAAUAUUUAUAUAUAUCGUUAUCUAAGUACCCUCAACACGAGCCUUAUUGAGCUUACUGUGGGACUUAGUCAAUUUGUGUAUUAAUAAUGAUUAUUAUUAUUUAUUAUUUGUAAAGCAGGCAGGCAGUUGAAAAAACUGAUAAUGGCUGUAUCCUGAGUCAUCAAUAAAGUUUUCAGUGUUGAGUAGAAUUUGCAUAGUAUGCAUCUAAUUUAUUCUUAAAAUCAUUGACACUUUGGGCCGAUACUAUAUCCUCUGGGAGUUUGUUCGAAGGUUUGAUCACUCUGUUGCUAAAGAAGUGUCUAUGAGGAUUGUUGUAGGACCUGCGAGACACCAGCUUAUACUGAUGACCUCUCAAACAGUUUUUGUUAUUGCGAUCUAGCAUCUUAUGAAAAUCUUUCAGGUCAUAGUGUUGGGUUAGUAUUUUGUAUGUCUCAAUAAGAUCUCCACGUUCUCUUCAGGAAGUGCAGUCUUUCUUCAUAGGGCAUGUUUUUGAGUUUCUUCGGUAUCUUGGUGAAACUAUGUUGAAUAAUGUCCUAUAAUAUUAUCUAUUUAUUUAUUUUUAUAGACCACAAACAGUUGUAUAGUAUUUUCUCAAAUGAUGAGGGUAAUCUGUUAAACAAAAGCCAUUGUUUCUUUUGUGCAAGCAGUGGGCUCCCGUGUUGAGCGUGUGGCAAAGCAAAAUGUCAUUUGAAAAGCGGCUGUAUCAUGGUGGUUUUAAAGUUCAAAUCUAAGUAAUAAUAUGAGAGCUGGCCUACAUUGAGGUGGUCAAUCAUCCUACAUUACCAAAACAUCAAUAACUUAGAAACAAAUAUUUGUGAUAUACACACAAAUAAAUUCCCCUUAAUACCAGGAUUUAAACCCAGGCCCUGCUGCUUCGUAAGCAGAGUCACUACUGAGGAUGAAAAUUCAGGAAAAAAUAUUUUAUUCGGAAAUUUUACAAAAUUUCGUUUUUUUUUAGUUUUAUUCAGAAAAAUUAAAUACGUCAUACACAAUGCCACUGAUGAGUGAUGACAGUCUCAAAGUCAAUAAAAUGCCAGAAACUAACACAUUAGAUGUGCAACCUUAAACUACCUGUUUAAAGACCUAAUUAGCCGGGUCCGCACAGAGCGAGCAUAGGCGCGAGGCAAUUUCCUCACGCACAAACCGGCCAGUGGAGACGUGCCUCGGCCGAACGCAUGCACCGCCCGCCUAUUAAGCCCGCCCGGCCCGGCUAUUAAGUUCAUUGUUUAAUACAAAACAUAUAGCGUGUAAGCUUAGCUUAAGUUAUUUUUCUAUAUAGCAACAUAUUUUGUUUGUAGUUGCCCUAUAAUUUGCAUGUGGCAACUCUCUCUUCUUUCUCGAUCCGAACCAACGACACAUCCCGCGAUCACCUUUGUAAUAAUUUUUAGUAUAAAAGUGAAUAAAAGUUCAUCUAAACUUAAAAAGCGCAUUUUGUAUUCUCCAUGCGCAAGUGGUCCUUUGAACCGGAUAUGAACCAGUGACCUAUGGAUUGAAAAAUACAGAAGUUUUAAAAAAACUCGUUUGAUUCGGCUUUAUUCGUUUUUUUCGGAAGUAUUGUAACUGAAAUUUGCAUUGUUUCGAAAGAAACCUGAAAAAACGAGCCAUUUGGAAAUUUUCCCGUAUUUUCCCUGGUUUUUUCAACGCUAGUCACUACUGACUAGGCAAGGAGGUUCACAAAAUUGCUAUUUUUGAAUGACGUUAUUACAGUUAAAUCGUGAGUUAACUUUGUUGACUAUGUUACUUAUAGUUAAAGUCAAACUCAUCUAUGCAAGCAAACAUUAAAAAAAAAUCAACGGAAGAGCAUGUACCUACUUUGUUAUUUAUAAUCAAACAAGCAUUGAAAAAAAAACCUUGUCAGUAGCUCUUGAACGUUGCAUUGAUGAACCCUACUCUACUAACUGGGGCAAACGGGGCAAGUAAAUAGCACUUAAAAAUAAAGCUAUGAAUUAUUAAUUCUUCUUCGUCCUUUAACCAACAAAUGUCCAUCCUUGUAUUUGAUAUAUUUUACUUCAUCUUUAAGAGGCUGUCAAUACCUAAAGCGCGCACACUGUCUAUUUGUAUCGGAGUAAAUGAGAUAGCACUGUCGCAUGUUACUGGGCCUGGGUAAGGGAAUAAUAAGAAAAAUAUUUAAAUAAAAAAAUGUUUUGAAAUUGUGAUUUUAAUUGCAGACCCAUAAGUCAAAACAAUAAAGACAUAGAACCGUUUAAUUGUGAUUUUAAGACCAAUCUUUGCAAUUAUUUUCUAUCGAGCCGAUUUCGUUCAAUCAUGUAUCGAGUACAACCACGGUCUUUGAAAUAUAAUUAAUAUGAACAUAUAUUUUUCUUACUUGACUAAAACAAAUAGUCUUUCUUAAAAAACUGUUUAAGUAACAUCAAUUUCAAGGACAUUGGGUGUUGACAGCCUCUUAAAGAUUGUCCCAAUUUGGUUUAUGUUUUCUUUAUGUUGUUUUCCUGGAUAAUAAUAUUCUGUUUGUCUCCAGUCUGCUAAAGCAAUGUAAUUCAUACAUUCUUGUAUUUAAGUCAUAAUUGACAUAAACCUCUCAAAUGAAUGGCCUAGCUUUACAAAAGAAGUUUCAUAUCUUACUAACAGUUUUAACAGAAAUAAUUAGUUUGAAUUAAAAAGAAUAGGAUAGAUUAAUCUAUAAUUUUUAUUGUAUGCUAAUUAAAAAAUAGAGAUAUAUAAAUGUAAAUUGUAAAUAUACUCAAAUUACAAUUGGUAGCUUGAAAUGUAAAUUGUAAUAUUAAAUUUCGGAUUGUUAAUUGUAAAAUGAAAUAUGAACAAUUUGAAAUUAAAAUUUCGAUUUAUUAAAAAAAAUUGUAAAUAAGUAUGUAGUUUAUAGCGUACAUAUUAAUUGCAUUAAAACAAUGUAGACAUUUAGUUUAAUUUAUUUACAUCUUCUGUGAUAUAACAAUAAAGAAUUUAAACAGUAGUAUAAGCAA
Messenger RNA from Cydia pomonella (codling moth), 3973 nucleotides. RefSeq names its product iron-sulfur cluster assembly 2 homolog, mitochondrial. Gene Ontology annotation, cellular component: mitochondrion. Lineage: Eukaryota; Metazoa; Arthropoda; Insecta; Lepidoptera; Tortricidae. The record is from RefSeq and is a predicted model, not a curated record. Bases 297 to 746 code for a protein of 149 amino acids. Gene Ontology annotation, biological process: iron-sulfur cluster assembly. Gene Ontology annotation, molecular function: iron ion binding; 2 iron, 2 sulfur cluster binding; 4 iron, 4 sulfur cluster binding. The transcript has 2 exons.